Molecule: messenger RNA, 1896 nt
Organism: Physcomitrium patens
Lineage: Eukaryota; Viridiplantae; Streptophyta; Bryopsida; Funariales; Funariaceae
Product: peroxidase 29
Biological process (GO): hydrogen peroxide catabolic process; response to oxidative stress
Molecular function (GO): peroxidase activity; heme binding
Source: RefSeq, a predicted model, not a curated record
UCAUGAAUUGCUGUAGGGAUCAAUUGCCUCUUCAGUCGUCUUGCCCACCGUAGCCAGCUAGGGGUGACGCGUCUGGAGGUCACGCGAAAUGCUGCCUCUUUUUCCAUGCAUGGCGCUAUUCGACUCGUUGUGACGUUUACAGUUACUGAGGCUGCAUGUCCACAUUUAUGCUGAUGAUGAAGUCGCUUGAGGAUAUAUAGUCUGUUAUUGGAUGAUUGUUUUGUUGUAAGACCGGUCUCCCUUCUUUGAUUGUGCAGUACCGCGAAUUAGUGAUGAAUGAGGACCUAGCGACAUGGUUUAGCACAGUGCUCAUCAUGCAGACGAGAUUGGUGUAGAAAGAAUUACGGCUCCUAACGUGCCGGAAGUUGACAGAGGCUUCGGGACGCCUAGUUUUGUGCCGCCCUGUUGAAUUUCCUGGAUUGAGGAGUUGGGUUUGGUGCAAGAAUACACAGAGAGUGCCCAAAUGGCGAGCUGGACAGUGACAUUGCUGGUGGGUGCAGCUGUUGCAGUGGUGGUUACUAAUCUCGCGGCGGUAACGGAUGCAGAGCUGCAAUACGGGUACUACGAUAGGGUGGGAUGUUUUGGGGUGGAGAAUAGAGUGCGAACUCUGGUGCGGAGGAGCUUCAUCGCUGACGUUACAGCUAGUGCAGCCAUGCUUCGCCUUGCCUUUCAUGACUGCCAAGUUGGGCCGGGAGGUUGCGAUGGCUCAAUCAUGAUAGAGGGCAAUGGAGGAGAAAUGUCGUCUGGGAACAAUUUUGGCGUCAAGCGCCUCGACAUCAUCAACUCUGUGAAAGCCGAUAUGGAGAAGAUGUGUCCGACCACAGUUUCAUGUGCUGAUAUCAUCGCAAUGGCGGGACGUGACGCUGUUGCCUUCAAUGGCGGCCCUGACAUCAAGAUUCCUCUAGGCAGAAAGGAUGCCGUUUCCUCAAGCGCUACUGAAGCAGAUGCUAAACUUCCUCCAGCCACCUCCAGCAUCGACAGGGUUUUUAAUGUCUUUGGCGCAUUCGGCAUGACUCAUGAAGAGAGCGUUGCCAUUUUAGGUGCGCACACCAUUGGUGUGGGGCACUGCAAAAGUAUUCAAGAUCGUCUGCAAUCCAACAGCCCAACUGCUCCAAACAGCUUAGUUUUCCGUACUCAACUCACUGCAGCUUGUGCAGUGAAUGUCUUCAACAUCGCCGUUCUGACCAACGACGCCACUCAGUUCACUUUCGACAACCAGUACUUCAAAGAUAUUCAAAACGGACGUGGCCUCUUCACCGUCGACAAUCUGCUCAGCAUCGAUCCACGCACUGCUCCUAUCGUCAACACCUACGCUGCUAACAAAGGUGCCUUCUUCGCGGCAUUCCAAUCGGCGUAUGUGAAACUGACCUCGCGAGCACUGAAAGGCAAUCAAGGAAGCGUAAGAAGCACCUGCCUGCAUUAAGCGCUAUGGAAUUCAAACCCUAAUACGUUGAAUCACUCGAUCCGAAUAAGCCGCGUUAGACAAGCAUUUUCAAAUCUCCUGUCAAUGCCUUUCAGAAUGGAUCAUCAGUUUGUUGACAAUUAAAAAUGAAGAAUCAAUAACAAUGAAGAAUCAUAACAAGCUGGUGACGAUGACAAAACGAUGAAGAAGUAUGUUCAUCAAGUUUCGGUAUAUUUGGAACAUAUUCCCGAGAAAUUUGUUAUGUAAUCUAGCGCUUAUUGUGUAAGUGUUGUGAUUCUUGAGAGGGAUUCAACCUUGGAGAAUGAUGAUAGCUUGCUAUUGAUUCCUUCAUGUUCCUAUCCGUGGUCUACUGCGAGGCUCGAGUCUACUGGUGAUCCAUGGGGCGACGAGCUUAUGGGAUUGCUUACAUCUUUGUACCGAAGCUUCUCUGAUUACAAUAUUAUAGUUAUUUCCCUCUCCUUGAUAACAUAAAA